CAGAUGAGAAUUUCACAGAUUUCGAAUCCAAAAAAUGCAAUUUUUUCGUGGUUUGUGCUUGAUAUCAUUGGUGUUUGUUCCAAUCAGUGUAGUAGGAAAUGAUUACUUUCUUGGAGUUGAUGGCGGUUCAAAGAACCUUGGUGUCAUAGGUAGGACCUUCUACAAUGCUGACGCCGACCAUGAUCAAAAUCUCAGAGAAAUCAGAGCUCAUCGACAAAGGAAGUCUUUGUUCUCUCGCCCUUCGUUUUUAGGGGGCUCUACAACAAGGAAAAUCGACCCAAGCACAAAAGACUGGCAGGAAAAUGUGAACUCUUUCUCUGCAGAAAUCUCCAACAGUCGAGGAAUAUCAGCACCACCGCACGAGGCCGAAUACUCAGUGUACCCACAAAGUAUUAAUCUAGAAUCUAAUUCACUUUCGGAGCGGAACGAAAAACCACACUCUAAAGUUCAGGAAAGUCUCUCGAAUAUCCUAGGUUCCCUUCAAAAACGGGAGGCGAACUCUCCGAUCGCCCACGCGCACUUUUUCGAGAGAGGAAUAUCCAGCACCAUUUCAAAUUCACCCCAAUCAGGAACCAGCGAAGCACCUGUUUUGGGAAACCAAGAAGCAGCGAGCAACGUUUCAUCGGAUGAUUCCGACGAGCCAGACGCGCAUGGAUCAACCUAUCAUCGAAUCAAGGUUGCCCCACAAGAGGGUCCGACAAAAGGGCGCAAUGGAGCGAAUCUCCUCGACGCCAAAAUCAGGGACCUGACCAACCAGGUCAACGCCAUCAGCAACCCCAGAUCCGGACUGGUUCACGACAAAUCAGACCUAGAACUACUCAACGAGGUAAUCGACAGAGCGGGGAAGACGUCUUCUAGCGGGAAGAGAAUCAGAAGUCUAGAGAAGGGCGCGCUCCACGAAUCCAGUCAAAACGCUGAGCGAACGGAUUUUCACAAGAGAAUUUCGACGAAGGAAACGAGGAGCAAAGAUGAGAUUUCUUUAGACUCGGACCUGGAGCGAAUGAUCCAAGACGCUGCCGAGAGGAUCGGUCUCUGGGUCAACCAGAAUUUCGACACCGCUAGAAAAAUUACCAAGUCAAAGUUGAAAGCUGAUUCUACAGGGAAAGAACACACCAAAGCAUUCUCAGAGGAGACCACUGAUAAGGUGGCCAAGUCUCUAAGCGCCGAAAUCCCAAGCCGGAGACGCAAAAUCUUGGACGCUGAAGCAAAACGAGCAGCGCUUAAGAUACUCAUCCACGCUGCCACAGCCAGACCUGAAAGCGAGGCCUCUUCCGAUCUUGAGGUCGAGAUCGAGGAGCCGCCGAAACACAAAAAAGGUUCCGGGAAGCUGAGCAUCAGCGAGGUCAAGAAAGUUCGAACGACAACCCUACCACCCUGUAUGACGGCGCGUAGCUCCGAGUGCACCCGAUGGAAAACCACCCCGCGCAAGACAGCUACCACUGCGAAAUGCACGACGAUCGAGCCGAAGGUCGCCGAAGACUGCACCAAACCGUCGUCUCCAGCGCCGAAAGCAACUUGCAAACCCUGCGCAGACGCGGCAACCCACAAGACUCGCGCGUCGAGCGGGCGGCCCAAAAAGGUGCCGACGACGACCGAGCCGUGCGACGCAUCAGAUCGACUCCUCAAGAUAUUGAACGGGACCCUCAGGACGGACAACUUCAGCAGACCGGACCAGAGCAGUCUGGCAGAAUUGAUGCGCGUCCUGCUCACCGAGCUCGUCUCCAAUUCUUCGAGGCACGCUGAAAUUCCCUCGGGGAAACCGGACGACACGGCACUCGUCAACAAAUCCACUACAGAGUGCGCUAACCCCGUUUUGGAUUCAAGUAAACUCAAGAACCUUACACCAGACCACGCACUCAAGAACACUAACAGUCGGCUUUUGAAUAAUUUCGUUAAUUUCGCCACUUUAGAAGCGGCUAGGAGGCGUGGUGCAACCGAAAGACAGUCCGCAGCGCAAGACAAGGAGCCUAUAGUGAACGGCAGGGAAUCCACCCCACAAAACAAGGAGGCUGCGUCUCAAGAUAGGCAAGCGGUGGCGCAAGAUAAGCAACACGCCGUGCAAGAUAGGCAAAGCGCAUCGAAGACCGGAGAGAGCACGGUAUCUCCACUGCGAGCGCUUACGGUGUUGCUGGACCUGAUGCGGGGUCAGUCAGGUGACCCGGACUCGAGCGAUCACCUGCGGUUGCAGUCUCUCGGUGAGAACGGCCCGGUAGCUUUGAAUGUCUUCAUCAAAGCAGCCAUCAUCCCCGAGUUCAAGAAUGUGUCCGUGGCAAACGGCAAGGUGCGCAGUGCGGAGAGGGCGAAUAUUCAAGCUGGGCAUCCCCGAAAUACGCAAAAGGGCGCAGAAAUGACGCCCACUCUGGCCAGUCCCCGCAGCCGGUACACUGACAACACGCUCAACAAUCUGCUAAAGUCUAUCAUAGUUAAAGCGCGCUUUGAGCGGCCUGCUGAGCCAGAGAUGUUACAGGUCCCAACCGAAAGGCAGCGUAGGUGACUCUACAGUAUAAAUAGCUGAACUUUCUUGCUCACUGAUUGUGACGAUUUAUUUUCGUAAUCUAGACAGAUCCUCAUGAUUUUAGCUUAAGUAAUUUUCAAACGUCAAAAUCGUGAAAGUCCCCCCCCCUUUCCUCUUCUUCAAUCUCGUAAUCUGCUCUAAGAUGUCCAUGCUAUUGUGAACGUCUUGAAGCACUGAAUUUAAUUUAUCCAUAUGUGUCACGACUGUUCAACUCUCUUGUAAUUAAUUUUUGCUUGUUGGCAAAUGCAUUACAUCACUUUAGCUGCAUUAAAUUAAACGAACAUCAAAGAAGAUUUUAAGGGUCUCCCUCUUUCACACUAGAACUUUUUGAGGGAUGGCUGGUUUAGUUAGGGCAAAAAUGGGGUAAAAUACUGCAAUGACACGUUUAUAAAAGUUGUAAAGGAAAAAAAUCAUGGAAAUCUAAGUCGAAUUUUGCCUUAAAAAGGCACGUUUUAAGUGUAGGGCUCAGUGGAAAUAAUCAAUCAGUUUAGUUUAAAAUUCAUCCUUAUCAUACGUUAAUACAUUUUAAGCAUGUAAAUGAUCAGUGUAUGUUUAGAUAUUUAAAAACUUUGUUUCUCGA
Molecule: messenger RNA, 3095 nt
Organism: Bemisia tabaci
Lineage: Eukaryota; Metazoa; Arthropoda; Insecta; Hemiptera; Aleyrodidae
Source: RefSeq, a predicted model, not a curated record